AUGUUACUUCUCUUCAUAUCUCCUGCGACUCUCGUCGCUGUAGCUUUUGUUCUCUCGUUAUUAACGCCUGUCAUAGCUCAAACUACUACUCUUCCUCCUGCCUCAGAAUGCUUUGAGUCUGUGACGUUUUCUGGCUGCGAUACUCUAUCUUCAAAGAUCAACGAAUGCAGCAACCUUCCAUCGUCAUCCACCUCUUCAGAUUAUGCAGCUUGUUUCUGCACCCAGGAAGUGUUCAAUGCCAUCACUGAUUGCGAAAGUGAAACUCGCAUGUGUGCACGAAGCCCCAACAACGACCACUAUUACGAUGACAUUCGAACGCAAUGGCUCAAUGUCUGUGGCUCUAAGAUUAAUUUUCCUCUCACCACCCCUGUUCUCUCGAACUAUGCCUACGGUACAUUUAGCGAUCUUAGCUGCGUUAGUACCGCAGAUUCUGCAUGUCAGAGUGUGCAAUAUUUAGCUAGCCAAUGCUCUUCUUCCUUUCAGGGUACAACGGCAUCUGGAUAUUAUUCGUGUGCCUGUCAGGAUGAGGCAGUAUCCCAAGCAUCGCUUUGUGAGAUCUUUGGUGCGUCGUGUCUAGGACACAGUGUCGUUACCUCAACGCUCUUUAUUUACCAACAUUGUGGAUUUGGGCGCCCUACAUUGGCUCCAACGACUAUAAGCCCAACAGAUUCACAGUCAACGCAGACAAUUAUAACAACGUCUGGAGCAGCAUUCUCUUCUGCUUCUGUCACUAUCACCUCAUCUCCUCCACCAAUAAUUGCUUCAACCUUGAUAACACCAACAACUACAGCAAUUAUUUCAACAACAACAACAACUUCUUUAUCUAUUUCAUCAACUUCUACUUCCAAAGGAGCUGCUAUUAGUAAACAAAAUAUUUAUAAACUAUUAAGUUUAGGAAUCUUUCUUUAUACAAUCCUUACAUUAACUUCUUCCGGUUAG
Trichoderma asperellum CBS 433.97 is the source of this 939-nucleotide messenger RNA. The record is from RefSeq and is a predicted model, not a curated record. NCBI's taxonomy places the organism in Eukaryota, Fungi, Ascomycota, Sordariomycetes, Hypocreales, Hypocreaceae.